CACAAAUACGGUGGAACGAUUAUUCCCUUCUCAGAUGAAGACUUACAGUCCCUAAAGCCUGAUUGUGAAAAAUGUCUUUGUGUAUUGGGCGCUACCAAGGCCAAAAACGUUCCGCGUUAUCUUUACGUAGGCAAUAGCACGUUAAAAUUUGUUGCUGAUCUACCCAAGUCGUAUGAUCAAGUCAAAAGGAAGAAAGGCCGAAGCAAGAAGGAUAGUGAACAAGAAGCGAAUGACACAGAUAUACCAGAUCAUCCUUCUUUCAGGGUAUUUUCCGCCCUUGUCCAUGCUCUCUACGAGCUGGAGACCGUGCUCUUGGUCCGACGAGUUUACCUUCGAAAUGGUGCACCACGACUUGGAGUGCUGAUGCCAGAGUUAGCUCACCUAUGCCCUGUUGCUACAACUAUAUAUCUAUGCCUUAUAGGAUCUAUAAACACAACUUUUGUUUCAUUAUCUUCACCUUUCAGGGCUUAUUUAAAGAUACCUUAA
This is a messenger RNA of Protopolystoma xenopodis, 486 nucleotides long. The record is from the annotation of a GenBank genome assembly. NCBI's taxonomy places the organism in Eukaryota, Metazoa, Platyhelminthes, Monogenea, Polystomatidea, Polystomatidae.